CUUUCCACUUAGCAUCAUCAUUAUGCGCCCAGUUGAUUACAUUUAAAUUUUCAAAAUACAACACACAAUACAAAAUAUUGGAAUUGAAAGCAAUAAUUAUGGUGGACUACCCGGACAUUCUUAAUUACACACGCGACGAACUAGUGGAAGAGUUUUGCAAACUCUUUGAUCGCUAUCAAGAUUUGCGCGAAGCAAGUGAAGCGGACACACAAAAAAUACACGAAUUGAAAAGGUCGCUUGAAGUGUCAGUGGCUGCCCAAACAUAUCUAUCCCAAGAACUGGAGCAGUAUACAAAUGCCGAAAACAAUGAGCAGGAAAAUGAAUUGCAAAAGGCGCUCAACGAGCUGACAGAGUUAAAGAAACGUUAUGGCAAACUAGAAGCCUCCUACAACGCCCUGCAACAGGAUCAUAACACGCUGUUGGAAGAAAAUGCAAACCUCACCCAUAAUCUGGAGGAAAUAUCGCGGCGCAGAGAUGUGGAACCCUUGGAUGUGACAAACAAAACAUCCGAAGAGGAUUUACAACGCAUACAAAUGCUCGAAAAUGAAAAUAUGGAUUUGCUACAAAAAAUGGAAGAAUUCCAAGAGGAAAUAGUGCGUUAUACCUUGGCCAUAGCUGAGUGUGAGAAAAAUAUUGAAAUUUUAAAAGAUCAAAUUAUUUGCUUAGAAGAGAAUCUGCAAUCAAAGAAAUCCGAUUUGGAAGAAAAGGUGCAGAUAUUGGAAUCCACACAAGAACAAUUGGCUGAAGCAAAUGCCCAAAUUGCUAUGCUAUCAUCGGCUCCAGAAAGCAAUGAUCGCAAAGGAAAUUCCCUAUUUGCCGAGGUGGAUGAUCAACGCCAGGUAAUGAAACAACUAUUGGCUUCACAAAAGAAAAGCUACCUGCAAAUGAAGAAAAUUUACAAUGAAAGUGAACAUGAGAUACGUCGUUUGAAACGAGAAAACAUAGCCAUGCAUACUGAGCUUGAGGCAUGCAGCACUAUAUUCUGCAAUGCUGAUAAAGUAUACCAAGAAAAGCUGAAUCAACGCAUACGUCAAUUGGUGAAUCAGAAUGAAGAACUAGAGCGUAAAUUGAAAUUGAAUCAAGAGCGUCUUAAGGAUUUGGCAAGCGAAAAAAGCAUUCUAUGGCUUGAAUCAAUGCUCAGUUUUUGCAAAAAGGAAACGGAUGACCUCAAGAAACAAUUACACAGUGUACGUUUGCAAAUGGCCUGUUUGGAGGAGCAUCAUAGGAAUUCACAACAGGAUUUGGCAAGAUGGAGAUUUGAGGCCCUAAAAUCACGUUGUUUACUCUUGGACCGUGAACAUUUGCUGACUGAGCAUAAAAUCGAUUUUAAGCCUGUACAUGCUGUGGAGUUUCAUAUACCCGAAAAGCAAUUGAAUGAAGCAAGGCCACGUAUUGUUAGCAAUCGCAGAAGUUUAACUUUUGAUAAUAUGCCACGUAAAUCUACCACACCGCUCAAGGCUAUCAAAGAUGAAAAUGCCAAUACUGUGGGGGAACAUGAGAAUAAUGGCAAGCAAGGACAUUCCAAAGAGCAACUAGAAAAUCCUCCUAUAGAGAAGUUUAAAGUUGAAGAAAUUCAAACUCAACAAAAUUCCAAUGAGGUAGUCAACAAUCCCCUUGAGAUUGAUAAACAAAAUUCUUCGCCAGGAAAAGAUACGGAAGUACCACAAAAUCCUAAUGAAGUUGUUAAGAAAGCUGUUGAGCCUGAUAACCCCAAUUUUUCGGAAGAAAAAGAAACGGAAGUAACACAAAAUCCCCAUGAAGUGAUACACCAAGCCAUUGAGCUUCAUAAUCCAAUAUCGGGUUCGGAAGAAAAAGAGAAUGAAAUACCACCUUCGGUCAUUGGAAAAUUUUCAAAAAUUUCUCCGCAAACUCUUUCACCUAUGCGGCCUUCGCAAAAAUCUCUUUUCCCCAAGGAGCAAGAUGAAUCUUCCACCCCACCAGCUCGUUCUAUUUUGUCCAAACAACGUGGCUUCCUCUCUAAAGAAUCUGGUAAAUCAGUCAAAUUCUCCUCUCAAGAAGACAUAAUUCACAGCUUUAAUCCCCACACUCCCUCACCUACUGAGAAAAGCUUGCCAUCCACCCCAGCUACUGGUACAAGCAAAGAUGAAAAGGCAGGUCCAUCGGCUACAAUUGCUGCCAAUGGUAACAGCAAAGCUGUUGUUAAUCAAUCGCGCACUAAAUCGAAUAUUAUUGUGCGCCGCGUUGUUGUAAGGUCUAAGCACGAUUGAAUGGAUAUUUACAAUUAUAUAAUACUUUUUAAUUUUUUUUUUAUUUUUACAACAUUUUUUGUGUGGCUUUUUACCGUACAUGCAUAAUAUCCUGUAUAUAAGGAUUCAGUCUCUUUUGUGUAAUUUCU
Molecule: messenger RNA, 2356 nt
Organism: Stomoxys calcitrans (stable fly)
Lineage: Eukaryota; Metazoa; Arthropoda; Insecta; Diptera; Muscidae
Gene: Spindly
Product: protein Spindly
Exons: 6
Coding region: 99-2228 (709 amino acids)
Source: RefSeq, a predicted model, not a curated record